AAUGCUUAUUGAAACCAACACCAAAAUAGUCGACCCCUCUUCCUCUUCCCCUACCCUAGAAUUAAAACAUCUUCAUAUUACAUCAGAAAAUUCCAAAAUUAAUUCUAACGGAGCAUCAGACUUGCUUCAAACAAAGUUGGAAGAGUUUGAAGAAAUUGUGGAAAAUAAUAAAAUUGAAAAUAACAAAAUUGAAGAUAAAAUUGAAAAUAAAUUUGAAAAUUCAAUUGAAAAUGCUUUUACUAAUGGAAAUCAUAUAGAAAAUGCUAAAAAACGAAAAGGUUUUUCUACAACAGCGAUUCAUGCUGGUAUUGUUCCACAACGUUGGGACAUGCAUCAAGUUGUCCCCCCAAUUUCCCUUUCGACAACCUACAGACAGCCUAAUCCUGGAGAGCCGAUUGGACAUGACUACUCUCGAGCUGGCAACCCUACCAGAGAUGUUCUUGAAGAAACUAUAGCAGCUUUGGAAGAGGGGAAAUUCGCUCGUGUAUUUGCUAGCGGACUGAGUGCCACAUCUGCUAUGGCAAAUUGGAUUAAUACAGGAGAACACAUAAUUCUCUCAGACGACGGUUACGGGGGGACGCAACGACUCUUUCGCACUGUUAGUCAGGCAAAACAUGGGGUGGAAUUGAGCUUUGUUGAUUUAACAAAACCGGAAGAGUUGAGAAAGGCUUUGAAAUCGAAUACUAGAAUGGUUUGGUUUGAAUCUCCUUCCAAUCCCUUAUUAAAAGUUGUUGAUAUUCGCUUGGUUGUUCAAAUUGUGAAAGAAUAUAAUCCGAACAUUCUUGUUGUUGUUGAUAAUACGUUUAUGUCCCCCUUCUUCCAAAAGCCACUCCUACUCGGAGCAGAUGCUGUAUUGCACUCCAUAACUAAAUAUAUUAAUGGACAUUCUGAUGUUGUGAUGGGUGUUCUUGUUACAAAUAUCAAAGAGCUUGAUAAACAUUUAAACUUUCAACAGCUUGCUGUCGGAGCAAUACCUUCAGCCUUCGACACCUAUUUGGUCAUUAGAGGGAUCAAAACUUUGCAUCUCAGAAUGAAACAACACAUGAAAAAUGCUCUAACUAUCGCUAGAUGGUUAGAAGAGGAUGCUCGAAUCGAAAAAGUUUUGUAUCCCGAAUUGGAAUCACAUCCCCAGCAUUUAAUACACAAAAAACAGUCUAGUGGGAUGUCGGGAAUGAUUUCUUUUUAUUUACGUGGAGGUAUUGAAGAAUCGAGAAUCUUUCUUUCUAACUUGAAGCUAUUCCUGCUAGCGGAAUCUUUGGGUGGCUAUGAAUCCUUAGCAGAAUUGCCCUCAGUGAUGACACAUGCUUCUGUCCCAGCUGAUAUAAGAAAAGAGCUUGGUAUUGGAGACAAUUUAAUUCGUCUAUCUGUUGGUUGUGAAGACAGUCAAGAUUUAAUUGAUGAUUUGGAUCAGGCUUUGAGUGCUGCUAUUGUUAGUAAUUUUUAUUUAGAAAUUUGGGGAAAUAAUGAGUGUUUCUGACUAUGGAUGCGGACUAGCAAAUAACAUUAAGUCAUGGAAAAAAUAUUUUACCUCAAACUGGAACGUUAGAAGGGGUGUGCCUCUCAGCCUAUAAGUAGUGUGAAAGGAACAUGCAAGUUGCACUAACGUAUUACCUCUAUUAGAAUACCCCUUUUGCCCCUUCUCUAAAUUUCUUCUCAUUAUCCAAAGAAUAAAUAAAAUUAAUUUUAGGGAAGAGGACACUGAUGAAGACAGAACUCUAAACUUACUAUCAC
Meloidogyne enterolobii is the source of this 1731-nucleotide messenger RNA. Lineage: Eukaryota; Metazoa; Nematoda; Chromadorea; Rhabditida; Meloidogynidae. The record is from the annotation of a GenBank genome assembly.